This is a messenger RNA of Bolinopsis microptera, 2503 nucleotides long. Its product is annotated as thioredoxin domain-containing protein 3 homolog. Gene Ontology annotation, molecular function: transmembrane transporter activity; nucleoside diphosphate kinase activity. NCBI's taxonomy places the organism in Eukaryota, Metazoa, Ctenophora, Tentaculata, Lobata, Bolinopsidae. Gene Ontology annotation, cellular component: membrane. The transcript has 17 exons. The record is from RefSeq and is a predicted model, not a curated record. Bases 51 to 1979 code for a protein of 642 amino acids. Gene Ontology annotation, biological process: CTP biosynthetic process; transmembrane transport; GTP biosynthetic process.
ACACUACUAUAUAACAAAUAAUUUGAGGAAGGCAAGGAAAGUUCAUCAUCAUGGCUAAGGGUAAAAUGGUAGAGUUUCAAGUUCACUUGAAGACGGAGGAGAAUUUUCAGAAGGUACUUACCGAUGAGGAAAAUCUCUGGGUUAUUGACGUGUACACAGAAUGGUGUGGUCAUUGCACCUGUGCUGUUGGAACCUUCCAGAAACAAAACAUCCUGCACAAUGGCAAACCUGUCAAGUUUGCAACAGCGUGUUCAAAUGGUAUACCUUUCCUGUCAAAAUACAAGGGAAACAGCGAACCCACAUUCAUGUUUUUGGCGGGUAAGGGUACAUUGCUCGAUGUUGUCAGAGGUGUUAAUGUUCCAAAGAUAGUCCAGAAAAUUAAAACUUAUCUAGCACUGGAAGAGAAGAUCAAGGCCGGAGAUGCUGAAAGGGUUGAAUUUUUCGACGAAGCGUUGGCUACUCCAGCUCCUGAGACGCCUGAAGAAGAGGAGGUAGUAGAAGAGGAAGAGAAGAUAGAAACGCGACCUCUUACUGUUGCUCUCAUCAAACCAGAUGCAGUGGCUGCUGGUAAAGCUACUGAGAUAAUUGCAAAGAUGGACGACUGUGGUAUUGAUGUGGUAUCCAAAGUGGAGACCACAUUGAGUCGUGAAGACGCCCAGAACUUCUACUCACAGCACGAAGGAACUGACUUCUUCCUCCAGCUCAUCGACUACAUGACCAGUGGGCCAAUAAUAGCUUUAGCUCUUGCGGCACAAAAGGAAAGUAUAGACGUUGUGACUCAGUGGAGGAUCCUGAUAGGACCCAAAGAUGUGACCAUUGCCAAGGAAGAGGCACCCGAGAGUUUGCGUGCACAGUUUGGUAGUGGCGGGGAGUUGAUGAACGCACUCCACGGCUCUGAUACCGCAGAUCUGGCAGCAAGGGAGCUUGCGUUCUUCUUCCCUGACUUCCACAAGAAGAGAUCAAAAGCUUCACCUUCUAAAGUUGUUCGAGUACAGAGAACACUAGCUCUUAUCAGACCUGAUGCUCUCAGAAAAUACAAAGACGACAUACUGGGAAAGAUUGGAGCAUCAGGGUUCCAAAUCGCAAACGCGAAGGAAGUGUCACUCACUCCGGAACAAGCAGCCGAGUUCUACAAGGAACAUGCUGAUCAGGACUACUUUGAUAAGCUUGUUACUCAUAUGAGCAGUGGACCAGUGAUGGCACUAGCUCUGUGUAGAGAAGACGCAGUUACCGGCUGGAGGGACAUGUUGGGACCAAAGAACGUGGACGAGGCCAAGGACAUCGCUCCGGAGAGGUAUUUACGAGCGCAGUUUAUCGAGGACGCGGAAGACCCAGCACUGAAUGCACUGCACGGAUCUGACAGUUUGGAGAGUGCGGAACGGGAGGUGAACUUCUUCUUCCCCAAACAGCAAACCCUAGCUGUCAUCAAGCCGGAUACCAGCCAGGAAGAGAAGGACGUCAUAAUGGAUAAGAUCCGAUCGUCUGGAUUCCACAUCCAAGCCCAGAAAGAGACCCACUUGACAAAGGACGUAGUGGAACAGUUCUACGGCGAGCACAAAGACAAGGACUUCUUCGGGGAGUUGACCGAGUUCAUGACGAGCGGACCCACCAUGUUCAUGGUCCUGUCAAGAGAGGAUGCUAUCUCUGGUAUGAGAGAUAUUGCGGGCCCUGCUGAUCCGGAGGAGGCUAAGAAGAGUGCUCCUGAGAGUAUAAGGGCGCUGCUAGGAAAAAAUAUCCUAAAGAAUGCUGUACAUGCACCAACAGACGAAACCAGGGCGAAAGCAGAAAUCAGGUUGGCAUUCGGAGACGAACUUGAAUUUGAUGAGGAUGGCAAUGUCAUAGAUACAGCAGAAUCAGAACCAAACGAUGCAGAGAUAGAAGGUUCAGCAGUAGCCAACGGUCAAGCUGCUGAAGGGAAGAAGGCGACCCCAGCUCCAGAAGGAGGAGCUAAAGAAGCAACACCAGCUCCAGAAGCAUGAUCUAUCAUCCAGGAUUACAGAUCAGAUUCUAGAUUGACACGGUUACCAAGUACUGUACCAAGCACCACUACCGGCGGAUGAGUCAACAACUACUCAACGACACGGUCAAAUGCGUUAUUGAGAAACUUUAGAACGGGAAACCGGAUAUGAGCUCAGGGUGAACCCCCAUGUGAUCACACGUCAGGGGUCGUUGAUUAGUGGAAAAGGCAUAAAAACAUGAUAGUAAUUUGACCCAUUUAAUAAGUAAUGGAAGAACUGAUGUCAUGGGACUAAUGUUAUAACUAAUGAUACUAGAAUGUUGCAAACUUGCUAAUGAGCCUACGUAAGAAGUUAAAGGAGGGAGGGCCAGUGUAAUGAGCCACAUGAAUUUGUAAAGCAUCAGUUGUUGGUGCUGCCUUGCUAUAAAAACUUUGAUCCUCACUUUGUAAAUAUCAGUCUCUUUUUUUCGUGCUAUUGAUGUUGUGCGAGGUUCUUGAGUUAAGUUGUAAUUUAUACUUUUUCAAUUUUACCCUAUCUCAAACAAA